UUAUCCAACCUCGACAUUGGCAGAAUCAUCAACACCUUGAUGGAGCCAUAACACGAAAAAUUUAUUGGAUUGAGCUGCAGAGAGGCAACAUUUAUUAUUAUUUAUUAUCCAUAUAAGUACAAUACAAGAGUUUCAGACGAAAUGUCUUCAAUUGAUUUUGAUCCAUCUAUAAAACUGUGCUUAAAGCACUUACACUCCAGUGCCUCAGAUUCGACUGAGCAACUCCGGCUAACCCUCGAUGAUAUCAUUCGUCAGACGUAUGGCAGCGCAAAAACCUUAGCCAAUACAUUGCCUAAGAAGUAUUUGAAUGAGGAAAAAUUAGAAUCGCCUCGGAUGGCGAAGCAUAAGAGCGAGAAAGCGUCGAGUUCGAAGACGGUACCUAUACCGCAGCAGAGUCCGCAGCAGCUGCAGAUUCCGGAGCGGGAGAACGACGACGGGUCGGUGAUGGACGGGGAGCUGGCUUUCGACCUGCUGGAGGAGGACCUCACGUGCGCGGUGUGCCGGCAGAUCGCCGUGCAGGCGGGGAACAGGCUGGUGGAGUGUGAGGCUUGCCAUGCACUCUAUCAUCAGGAUUGCCAUAAACCCGUAAUCAGUGAUAAUGAUGUCAGCGCAAGUUGGCAGUGUGCAUCCUGCCUCGCGUCCCAAGGCUUUGUCACUAGCUACACCAAGAUAUCAUCAGCCUCUAAAUCACCCACCCAUGUUUCGGGAUCCACUACUCCAGUUAAGAUCUCUUCUGGAAGCUCGUCAUCUAAGGUUGUUACACCUAAUAUUAAUAUAAUCUCGGCUGACAAAAGACUGCAGAUUAUGAAGAAGAAAGCAGCAAAGCAACAUGAGAAGAAGAAACAUAAGUGAAACAGUUUGAUUUAGAUUUUAGCUGAAUGCAUGUAAGAUAUUGUUUCCUUAAUUAUUGUAGACAUACAAGUAAAUAUGAUUCUUAACUCAUUAUAAAAUGUCAAUUUAUGAUUGCAAAAACAAUUGUAUUUAACUUUACGGCAUCUGAAUAGGUUAACAAUUGCAAUAGUUGCCAUCAUCCACCAUCUCUAAUUGAGUUACAUAUAAUGUUUAUCACGCAAUUGAUAUAAUUAAACAGACAAUAAAUCAAUUAUGAAUUAUGAA
Molecule: messenger RNA, 1116 nt
Organism: Cydia pomonella (codling moth)
Lineage: Eukaryota; Metazoa; Arthropoda; Insecta; Lepidoptera; Tortricidae
Product: integrator complex subunit 12-like
Exons: 2
Coding region: 142-852 (236 amino acids)
Source: RefSeq, a predicted model, not a curated record